Molecule: messenger RNA, 1627 nt
Organism: Populus trichocarpa (black cottonwood)
Lineage: Eukaryota; Viridiplantae; Streptophyta; Magnoliopsida; Malpighiales; Salicaceae
Product: mitochondrial phosphate carrier protein 3, mitochondrial
Exons: 6
Coding region: 117-1217 (366 amino acids)
Biological process (GO): mitochondrial phosphate ion transmembrane transport
Cellular component (GO): mitochondrial inner membrane
Molecular function (GO): phosphate transmembrane transporter activity
Source: RefSeq, a predicted model, not a curated record
ACAACUUUUCUUACAGCGCAAUUGGAAGCGAGAGUUUAGGCAGGCAGGCCGAGAAGAGAACCCCUAAAUAACCUCUCUCUGCUGCUCUCUUCGUUUUCUCUCGCUCCCUUGCAAAAAUGGAUUCUCAUAGACAACAGUCACUGAUCCCUAGCUUCCUCUACUCCUCUUCUUCCUACGCUAAGACUCUCACCCUCUCUACGCUCCUCCACUCCGAUCAACCUUCUCUUUCUCCGUCGUUAACCCCGGCUAUGGGGAGGAAGAGCAGUGGCGGAUUUGUGAUCCCGGCUCCGAGUGAGCCUGGGAAAAGGAUCGAGAUGUACUCACCUGCUUUCUAUGCUGCUUGUACUGUUGGUGGUAUUCUUAGCUGUGGACUUACUCAUACGACUGUUACUCCUCUUGACCUUGUCAAGUGUAAUAUGCAGAUUGACCCUGCCAAGUACAAGAGCAUCUCAUCUGGUUUUGGAGUUCUACUCAAGGAGCAAGGAGUGAGAGGCUUCUUCAGGGGUUGGGUGCCUACCCUUCUUGGUUACAGUGCUCAGGGGGCCUGCAAAUUUGGAUUCUAUGAGUUCUUUAAGAAGUACUACUCUGAUCUUGCUGGGCCUGAGAAUGCAGCCAAGUACAAGACCUUGAUUUACCUUGCUGGUUCCGCGUCUGCUGAGGUGAUUGCAGAUAUUGCUCUUUGCCCCUUUGAGGCGGUGAAGGUUCGAGUUCAAACUCAGCCUGGGUUUGCUAGAGGCUUGUCUGAUGGAAUGCCUAAGUUUGUGAAAGCUGAAGGUGCUCUUGGGUUGUACAAAGGUAUCGUUCCUCUCUGGGGUCGCCAGAUACCAUAUACAAUGAUGAAGUUUGCAUCUUUUGAGACUAUUGUAGAGAUGAUCUACAAGUAUUCCAUCCCCGUGCCAAAGGACCAGUGCAGCAAGUCUCUGCAGCUUGGUGUUAGCUUUGCUGGUGGUUAUGUUGCUGGUGUGUUUUGUGCUAUUGUGUCACAUCCCGCAGAUAAUCUUGUCUCUUUCCUGAACAAUGCUAAAGGGGCAACUGUUGGUGAUGCUGUGAAGAAGCUAGGUGUGUGGGGUCUGUUCACUCGUGGGCUGCCUCUCCGUAUUGUCAUGAUUGGAACACUUACCGGAGCUCAGUGGGGAAUCUAUGAUGCAUUCAAAGUUUUUGUGGGAUUGCCUACUACUGGUGGUGCUGCCCCUGCUGCUGCCCCCGCAAAGGUAUAAAGUUUCCGGAGUGGUUUGUAUUGUUCUAAUGGAACCUGGGAGAUCAUAUAGGGAUUAAUAAAUAUAGGAUCAGAGCUGCUUGAGUAAAUCCGAAGAAGCCAAGGGAGAUUAUUCUUUUACAUUCAAGACUCAUUGUCGAUUUUUGUCAUCUUGACUAAUUAUGGUUUUCCGGGGGAUAGUUUUGUUCCCAUCCUUCUCAGAUCAUGAAAACUUUUGCUAGUUAGAUCAUUUAUGGAAUUUCAGUUUGAUAUAAGGAUCUCAUCAUCCCCUCGCCAGGACAACCAAAAUAAUGGACAGAUAGGGAGAUGAUGUGUUUUGUCCUGUCCGAAUUUCUUUUGAGUGCUUAUGUGGGAACUUGCAUGUUAGUGGUCAUGUGAAUGCAUGGGAUUCGUAGCCCCCUUUUUACGGCA